Messenger RNA from Acaulospora colombiana, 155 nucleotides. NCBI's taxonomy places the organism in Eukaryota, Fungi, Glomeromycota, Glomeromycetes, Diversisporales, Acaulosporaceae. The record is from the annotation of a GenBank genome assembly.
GGGUGGUGUGCUGCUCCUGUUUGCCGUCGGCAAACAUGCGACAACGUUGCCUACGGCCGCUCGCCGUAGGGCUCGGAUCCCCUCGGAUAACGGAGUCCGAAGAGGAUGCUGAUGCUGAACGCAUCAUCAGCAGCAUGCGAUCUAAGAUCGCAUGA